This is a messenger RNA of Ceratotherium simum simum (southern white rhinoceros), 954 nucleotides long. RefSeq names its product complement factor H-related protein 2-like. The record is from RefSeq and is a predicted model, not a curated record. Gene Ontology annotation, biological process: complement activation. NCBI's taxonomy places the organism in Eukaryota, Metazoa, Chordata, Mammalia, Perissodactyla, Rhinocerotidae. Gene Ontology annotation, molecular function: complement component C3b binding.
AUGAAAGACCUGACUGUCACCAAUGGAGCCGACUUAUAUAAAUCUGAAUUACUGUCACAUUGGAUAACUGCUAACGAAGAAGAUUUAAAACCCCAAACAUCACAACUGAAUAUUUAUAUUACUACGCUAUUGGGAAUGUCUAAGACGCUGCUACUAAUCCACAUCAUUCUCACUGUCUGGGUUUCCUGUGCUCAUGGACAAGGAAGAACUUGUGAUUUUCCAGAAAUAAAACAUGGAAGCAUAUAUGAUGAAAACAGAUAUAAACAAAGCUUCCCAGUUGCUAUGGGAAAAUAUUUCUACUACUCCUGUGAUUACAGCUUUGUGUCUCCUUCACAAUCACUCUGGACUCUAAUAAUGUGUACAGAGGAAGGAUGGUCACCUGCACCAAAGUGUCUCAGACAGUGCUUUUUCCCUUGGGUGGAAAAUGGUCAUUCUGCAUCGUCAGGACAAACACACCGGGAAGGUGACACCGUGCAAAUCGUCUGUGAUUCAGGCUACAGCCUUCCAAAUAAUCAGAGCGGCAUUACAUGUGCAGAAAGUGGCUGGUCCAGCCCUCCUAGAUGCAGUCAUAUCCACUCUCGAGGAAAAUGUGGGCCCCCUCCACCGAUUGACAAUGGAGACCUUACCUCAUUCCCAUUACCAGCAUAUGCUCCAGGAUCCUCAGUUGAGUACCAAUGCCAGUCCUUGCAUGUGCUUCAGGGAAACAGGAAUAUAAUAUGUAGGAAUGGACAGUGGUCAGAACCACCACGAUGCUUAGAUGCAUGUGUUAUAUCAGAAGAAAUGAUGGAAAAACAUAAGAUAGAACUGCGAUGGUCGUAUGACAAAAAAUUGUAUUCUGAAACAGGGGACACUGUUGAAUUUACAUGUAAACAUGGAUAUCGUAAAAAGACACCGCCUGAAACAUUUCGAACAACCUGUCGGGAAGGGAAAAUGGCGUAUCCCACCUGUGGAUAG